Molecule: messenger RNA, 991 nt
Organism: Ctenopharyngodon idella (grass carp)
Lineage: Eukaryota; Metazoa; Chordata; Actinopteri; Cypriniformes; Xenocyprididae
Gene: lepb
Product: leptin b
Exons: 3
Coding region: 129-635 (168 amino acids)
Biological process (GO): signal transduction
Cellular component (GO): extracellular region
Molecular function (GO): hormone activity
Source: RefSeq, a predicted model, not a curated record
CGACAAGGGCAAACCAGAGCAGACCGGUGCAGGGUGAUUCACUGGGGCAAUGAGUCAAUCAUCCAUGGCUAUAAAAGGGAGAUUCCUGCUUGAGUUUCUCAAUAUGCACAUCAACACACCAGAGAAAGAUGCACUCUUCCCUGAUCUUUUCCAUCUUAAUGGCAGCCCUGGUGGCUGUUAGCAUCAGCCGACCCACAGCUACAGAGGACAGGAUACGAAUCAUGGCCCGAACUACCAUCAGCCGAAUUAAAAAAAUCAAGGAUGAGCACUUCCAGAUGUCUCCAGAGAUUGAUUUUGGCCCUGACAUUGACACACCCAUUGAUGGUCUCACUUCUAUUUACGUUCACUUGAGCUACCUGCAGUUGAGAUUGCGAGUGCCUCCAGCCCAGCACCUACAGCAGGUCCAAGUGGACUUGGAAACUCUCCUGAGCACGCUGGAGGGACUGGCCACCUCGCAGGGAUGCACCCUGCCCAACCCCGAGACCCCAGUGCACAAAGAAGAAGCAGCCUUCCCCGUUACCUCCAACUACCUGUACCUCCUGGAGCUCCAGAGGUACCUGGAAAAGCUUUGCCUGAACAUGGACAAACUAAAAUGGUGUAAAGACACAGACGUGGCUGAGAUGUUUCUAUUCUGAAAUGUGUAAGCCAUGCAUCAUUCAUUCUAUGCAUCACUCUCAAAAAUGCACAUGCAAGGAGUAGUUCUCGAAAUAUUAUAUUAUAACUUAUUAGACUUGAUUCAUACUUCUUGAAUUUUCCAAUUUGUUUUUUUUUUAAUGUCUUUUACACUACGACUUUCUAUUUUCUAAGCUAUAUUUUAAUAUUUUAGCACAUGAUGACGUUUUGUAGCACUGAGAAAUUUGAACUUGCCUGUAGCUGUUUAUUGUAUUUUCUAUGUUAAUUAGACAUGAAUACAGGAGGAUUGUGAAACUGGUAGUAUGUUGGGUUUUUUAAAAGAAUUUUUAAGACAAUAAAUUAUCUUCACAAAAAUCAA